Phytophthora nicotianae INRA-310 is the source of this 714-nucleotide messenger RNA. RefSeq lists its product as hypothetical. Bases 1 to 714 code for a protein of 237 amino acids. The transcript has 3 exons. The record is from RefSeq and is a predicted model, not a curated record. Lineage: Eukaryota; Oomycota; Peronosporomycetes; Peronosporales; Peronosporaceae.
AUGAAGACCCUGAACUACGCUGCAGCCCUUCGUUUCAAAACUCCACUUCGGCCAAUCAUACGCCAGGACACGAGAUGGGGAUCGACCUAUGCAAUGGUCGAGCGCUAUUUCCGAAUUUCCGAAUAUUUACCUGUGGAAGACGACGACGUCGCGGAGCUGCUACCAAGUCCGAGGGCCAUCAAGCGCCUACGCGGCCUCCUGGUGGACCUGUCGCGAGUGCAGAACGUCAGCAAGGCGCUUCAGUCCGACAACAUUACAAUGCUGGACGCACGAGUGUGGCUGGACGGCUUAAUUGACGUCGAACCAUCCUUCCACCAGUAUUUGGAGCCACGAGCUGAUAUUGUGCAUACCCCCGACUUCGAGAUUGCAUGCACGAAGGUUCUGGCAGGAGAUGCAGCUAAACUCACUCGAGCGCAGCGCCUCCUGCUUCAACCUUUUGAAAAACAGGAGUGUGAAUCGGAAGAAGAGAGUGAAGGAGAAUCAUUUGUUGCCCAGUUGCAACGAAAAAGGAAGCGAGCCCAACGAGUGCAGACGUAUGCUCUGCUUGCAGCUAUUCCGCCUACGUCAAACAUCGUUGAGCGAUUCUUCAGUCUUGCCCGUAUAGCGUAUGGGCACGAACGUCAUCGCAUUGCUCCGUACACCCUCGAGAAAAUCCUUUUUCUCCGUGUUAACAAGCGCCUCUGGGACAUUCACACGGUAAAUGAAUGUCUUUAG